GUUUGUUUGGACACCGACCUCGCUCCAACUCCCCAUAAUACAAAUAAAUACCAUCAAUACACCAUACCAACGAUUAAAUGACGCUCUUUACACUUCUAAUUGCCAGUUUGUUCACCUCAGUUUUGUCAUGGUACAGUAAUGAACCCAGCCUUUGGGUACCAGGGCAGUAUGGGUACCAAGGAGUGCAUAACGGGUUGGAACACGCGAAGGACUUUGUGAACGAGUGGACCGUGGAAGUGGAAGGUGGUGAGGAGGUAGCCCAGUUGGUUGCUCUGGAACUUGGCUACCUUUAUGGAGGGAAGGUGAACGGAUUCCCAGACACGUACACGUUUUUGAAGUAUGAACAUGGGAAGCAGCGACGCACCCCCAGUCGCCAUACGUCGACACUCAUCAAGGACAGGAGGGUAAGAUGGGCAGAGCAACUUUUCUCAAAAUCGCGGGUGAAGCGAUACCCAAUGCAGGAUUCUGAUCAGCCAUUGCAAAGAGUGAAGAGGGUCGAAGUAAAUGAUACGUACAACAAUGUAAAUGUCUAUCGUAUCAAAGAACCUUGGUUUAACGAUGAACUAUGGAGUCACGAGUGGUAUUUGCAAGACACGCGCACAUUGCACAAUUUACCCCGCCUGGACCUAAACGUGUUACCAGUUUACAAAAUGGGAUACAAUGGCAGCGGUGUGCGAGUUUCAGUCCUCGACGACGGCAUCGAACAUAACCACACAGAUUUGCGGGCCAACUACGAUCCAGAAAUCAGUUGGGAUAGUAAUGAUGGCGAUCCCGAUCCUUCACCGAGAUAUGAAGAUAUCAAGUUGAAUUCUCAUGGCACUCGUUGUGCUGGAGAAAUCGCUAUGACUGCAAACAAUUUAAAAUGUGGUGUGGGCGUGGCAUGGGGGGCUAAGGUGGGCGGAGUUAGAAUGCUCGAUGGACGAAUAACGGAUAGGAUUGAGGGAGAAGCAAUAGCCUAUGCGUUAGACAAAGUGGAUAUCUACAGUGCUUCAUGGGGCCCUAAUGAUGACGGACGGACCGUUGAAGGACCGGGGCGCCUUGCUUUCGAAGCGUUUAAACGUGGCGUCACUGAGGGUCGUGGCGGAAAAGGAGCUAUUUAUGUAUGGGCAAAUGGUAACGGAGGCGGUCAUAGCGACAACUGUAACUGCGAUGGAUAUUCUUCUAGUAUUUACACGAUAUCAAUAGGAAGCGCUUCCCAGCAUGGUCUGUUUCCUUGGUACGGAGAGAUUUGUUCAUCUACGCUGGCUGCUGCAUACUCCUCUGGUGCUUACAAAGAUCAGAAAAUCGCUACUACAGACACGGGUGAUUCGUGUACUCUCGGGCAUACCGGCACGUCAGCCGCUGCUCCAUUGGCUGCCGGAAUCAUCGCUCUCGCUCUACACGCCAAUCCAAAUCUAACAUGGCGUGACGUACAGCAUUUAAUAGUCUGGACUUCAGAAUACGCUCCUCUCUCAGCUAAUCCUGGAUGGCAAAUAAAUGGUGCUGGACUUUAUUUUGAUGUACGGUUUGGUUUCGGGCUUUUGAACGCCGAAGCACUCGUUACAGCGGCACUAAAUUGGACAACCGUACCUAGAGAAUAUGAUUGUCACGUGGGUGCUGCACCGUUAGGAGAAGAGGAAGCACGACUGUUUUCAAGACAAAAUGUUGAUAUAUUUCUAACUGUAGAAGACGAUUGCGUGGUUAAUUACAUCGAACACAUAGAAGUUAUAAUGAACUUACGCUACAGCCGCCGAGGGGCGCUGGAAAUCUACGUAGUGUCACCGCAAGGCACAGCAGUUCAAUUACUUAGUGCCCGUCCGAAAGACACAUCUACGAAUGGUUUCGUGAAUUGGCCUCUAAUGUCUGUAGCAACAUGGGGUGAAAAUCCUAAAGGCAUUUGGAAAGUCAUGGUCACUGACAAUACGUAUGAGAAGAACAUGGGCGAUAUUGGACCAGUAAGUUUAGUCAUACACGGUACAAAAACAAUGCCGUCACACAUGAAAAAUGGACCGAGGAUUUACAAUAGCAAUUACAACUACCAAGAGGCGUUUGAAUAUUUCGACAAUGUAGACAAUAACAGUGUCGACGUCGCGUCGAAUACCGUUACACAAGACGAAGUUGUAGCCGCAGUACCAGGGGAACAUAAACACGAAGCGGUUGACGAUAUUCAUAACAUUGAUGCAACAGUAUUAGCUGAAGUUGAAAAAGAAUUGCAAAGAAUUCAUCAUAGAAAAGUAUUCAGGGGUGUAGCGUUAUAAAUCAGAAACACAAGAGUUUUCACCAUUUUCUUUCUCAAGCCUAAUAAAUGUUCUGUUUGUGCUUUGUUACGAAAUUACAACCAUAUUACAAGUUUUAUGUUGACAAAUGUUUUUAAAGUACCUACAAUGAAAUUGAUUGAUCUCACAAGGAGUUAAACUCGAAAUAGUUUUUGUUCAUAGAAAGUGCUGUAUAUAAUCUUCAAAGGUGUAUUAAAUUAUGUAUUUACAUAUUGGAAUGACAAAUCUUGUUACAUAUCCAAUGCAACGCACUUCUAAAGCGCGGAACUAUUUACUUAAUCAUAUUAAAGACCUUGUAAUCAAUUUAUCAAUAGUAUACACAUAUAAAAAAUAUUUAAAGAUUAUAAAAAUAGCAACAAUAUUUACAGUUACCAAAUAAACUACCUUUAAAAACCGAAA
Messenger RNA from Helicoverpa zea (corn earworm), 2654 nucleotides. RefSeq names its product neuroendocrine convertase 1-like. Gene Ontology annotation, biological process: protein processing. The transcript is spliced from 15 exons. Gene Ontology annotation, molecular function: serine-type endopeptidase activity. The record is from RefSeq and is a predicted model, not a curated record. Gene Ontology annotation, cellular component: Golgi membrane; trans-Golgi network. The coding region runs from base 78 to 2237 and encodes 719 amino acids. NCBI's taxonomy places the organism in Eukaryota, Metazoa, Arthropoda, Insecta, Lepidoptera, Noctuidae.